This is a messenger RNA of Salvia miltiorrhiza (redroot sage), 3079 nucleotides long. RefSeq names its product homocysteine S-methyltransferase 2. The record is from RefSeq and is a predicted model, not a curated record. Gene Ontology annotation, molecular function: S-adenosylmethionine-homocysteine S-methyltransferase activity; zinc ion binding. Lineage: Eukaryota; Viridiplantae; Streptophyta; Magnoliopsida; Lamiales; Lamiaceae. The transcript has 7 exons. Bases 1833 to 2882 code for a protein of 349 amino acids. Gene Ontology annotation, biological process: S-methylmethionine cycle.
UCUUGUACGCGAUAGGGACGCCAUCGAUAGGGGGAAUUUGGUACUUAACCCUAAUAAUUAUUAUACUAAAAUAAGAAAUUAAAAAAAUAGAAAAAAAAUCAUGCAGGCAUAUUGAUAAAUGUCUGUAUCCGUCAAGAAUGUAUAUUAAUCAUACCCAAAUAAUUUAAAUAAUCCACGAAUGUAUGUCGAUAAAUGUUCGUACCACCCGUCUAAAAUGUAUAUACUCGUACUCAGUCUCAAAUUUGAUUAAUGACCGCAACCCGUUUAAUUUUAUAAAUAUAAAUUGUUACAAAUUUAUAUAUUUAUAUCCAGUUAUAAUUUAUAUACUCGUCCCAAAUUUCAUGUCAAAUUCAAUUAAAAAAUGAAUCUUCUGUUCAUUCAUAUUUCAAUAACGUAUAGUAAUAUCCAUUAUUUAAAUAAUAUCAUUUAUUAUAUUGUUAUGAUAUAAUAAUUUUACAACUUGUUCGUGUCCCGAACCUGUAUAUAAUAUCCGCUAAUUAUUAAAACCCGUCUAUAAUAUAUCUAUAGAUGCUUGAAUUCUACUUAUUUAAUAAACACUAGUAUACGCUCAUUCGUGCCAUGCACGAUGGACAUCAAAAUUAAACAACAAAUUCAAAUAAAUAAUUAAAUAAAUAAAAAUAAUAAAAAUCAAAAAUACAAAAUAUGUUUUAAAAUUAAAAUAUAAUAAUUCACAUCAAUUACUCAAUAAAAUUCAGAAUUAAAAAAUAUAAAUUUCUAAUUUAUACAAAGUGUAUUGAUAUUAUAGUUAUUAAAUAAAUUUAAAAAUUAUUCGAUAAUGAGAAUUUUCAUUAUGCAUAUUAUUAUAUAGUAUUAUUAAUCAUAAUAAAUAUGUUCAUACAUAAACAUAAAUAAAAAGUUGUACUAUAUUUUUAAUGAAGAGACAGAAAAUAAAAUAUCUUAAUUUUUCAUAACUUAUUCAUUUUAAAUUAAUUUUUGAUGAUUUUUAUACUAUAUUAAAUUUAAGAUACAUAUUGAUUAUUUUUUCAUGAAUCAAAUUUGAUGACAUUUAUAAAAUAAUUAAAUUAUUAAAAAAAUAGUGAAAAAAUUGAUGGAAUGAGAGAGAGAAAAAGAGAGAAAAAUUAGAGAGAAAAAACUCCUCUUUUAUAUAUUAAAUUAUAUUUUCACUUCCUUUAAGUGAAUUAAAAGAAGGAAAAGUUGUGAAUUUCUCUUUUGUGUAAAAUGUAGAAAAAGAAAAAAGACAUUUAAAGACAUAAAUUUUUAUUAUCCCUUAUUUUCUCAUAACAAGUUUAUCCAUCAAAAUAAACGCAUCCUAACAAAACAUUUUUUUUGUUUGAGGAAAUUAAGAUAAUAUUAUCUCCAUCCAUCAAGAGUUUAACAUAUUGGAUUGAAUAUGAGUUCUAAUAAAAAUUUGAUAGAUAUUUUCCAGUGGAAAAUGAAUUUUAACAUAUUGAAUAAUGAGUUAUUGAAAUAAAAUUAUAAGGAAUGUGAGGUAUGAGGUGAUUUUUUGGUAAAUAAAAAAAUAUUAUAAAAAUAAUGUGUAAAAUUAUAUCCUAAGUGCUACAUAAAUAUCAAAUAAGUCAACUAUACUACAUUUUUAAUGAAUAACAUCUUAAGUAGAGUUAGUUGGGAAUUUAAAUGAAUCGGGUAUACACGUGUACCAAAUUUACCAAAUUUUUGGACAAUUUGAUUCGCGAGGUUUUACGAAACCCCUCUCUCUUCUACGCUCUAUAAAUUAAUGGCGGCGCUUUCCAUUAAUUCCUUUCUUCUUCUUCUUCUUCUUCUCCAAAAACCUUGCGUGCCGGAGCUCAGCCUCGCCGGGGCUCUUCGAUUCUUAAAUUGUUGCCGCGAAAAUGGGGCACGCAGCAAUGAUGUCGGAGUUCCUCCGCCAAUGCGGCGGCGUGGCCGUGAUCGACGGCGGUUUCGCGACGGAGCUCGAACGCCACGGCGCAGAUCUCAACGACCCUCUUUGGAGCGCCAAAUGCCUCCUUACCUCCCCCGAACUCAUCCGCAGAGUACACCUUGACUACCUUGAAGCAGGUGCAGAUAUAAUACUUACCGCUUCUUAUCAGGCAACUAUACAAGGAUUUCAGAACAAAGGUUAUUCAUUGGAACAAGGUGAGAAUAUGCUCAGAAAGAGUGUGGAACUUGCACGUGAGGCACGCGACAUAUACUACACUAGGUGUCACCAAGCUUCAACUAAAGAUACUUCCGAUGAUAAAAUUCUCAAGCAGCGUCAAAUACUGGUUGCAGCAUCUGUUGGAAGUUACGGGGCCUACCUAGCUGAUGGAUCAGAAUAUAGCGGUGACUAUGGAGAUGCUAUGAAUUUGGAGUUCUUAAAGGAUUUUCAUCGAAGGAGGGUCAAGGUUCUUGCAGAUGCUGGCCCUGAUCUUAUAGCCUUUGAAACAGUACCCAACAGGCUGGAAGCUCAGGCAUUUGCUAUGCUUCUCGAGGAAGAGAAUAUUAAUAUUCCUGCAUGGCUGUCCUUCAAUUCUAAGGAUGGAGUGAAUGUGGUUAGUGGUGAUUCUUUCACCGAAUGUGUCGCUAUUGCUGAAUCAUCCAACAAAGUUGUUGCAGUUGGAAUUAACUGCACCCCGCCCAGAUUCAUCAGGGAUCUGGUUUUAUCCAUCAAGAAGGCGACAGCUAAACCAAUACUUAUUUACCCAAAUAGCGGUGAGAGUUAUGAUGCUGAUCAGAAGGAGUGGGUGCAACAUACAGGAGUCUCAGACAAAGAUUUCGUUUCGUAUGUAAACAAAUGGUGUGAAGCAGGAGCUUCGCUUGUAGGAGGUUGCUGCCGUACUACUCCCCACACCAUCAGAUCAAUCUACGAAACCCUCUCGUCUAGAUCUGUUGAUCCAUCUUUAGUAUCGAAGGCGCCUCAACUCCAACCCAGUGAAGGUUAGCAGAGUGGGGAAGAAGAGGCUCAGUUUGCAACUGAACUUUUGGAAUCGAAGUUUUGUUAUUUUUUUUAAUGUCUGGAAACUGAUGAGUGGCAAGUUUAGUCACUUGUAUCAUAUUAUUAAGAUAACUUUUUGAAAGAUUUCUGUAUUGUGUUUUUGUUUUCCCCUUUUCAGGCUCAAAGUAAUUUCCCUUCUUUUCA